GGGUGGAGAGAGAGCUGAUGGUGGGGGAUCCCACUCCCUCCCCCGUCAGUCUGGCCCGCUCUGUCCUCCCGUAGGCUCCGCUGUAGCUCGCAAUGUGACACCAGGACGCACACGCUCUCGCGCGCUCUCCCAGGCUCGCUCUCCUUCACCCGCUCUCACACACGCACGCACACACCCACCUCUCCCAUAAACACACACACACACAUGCACACCCACAUCCACGCGCGCCCUCACCGCCCCACGCGCGUACACUCCCGCCCACGCCCACACCGAGCUCCGGGGAGUCCGGUCCCGGCCAGAGCGCGAAAGGACACGGAGAAGCCACCCGCCGGGAGCGCAGCGGCGCCCCGGGACGCGGCGCGUCUCGGCUGGGGCUCGGCCUGGGGGCCGCUGGCCGGCGAUGGCCCUGGAUUGCGUGCUGCUGCUCCUCCUGGCAUCCGCAGUGGCCGCGAUGGAAGAGACAUUGAUGGACACCAGAACGGCGACUGCAGAGCUGGGAUGGACUGCCAAUCCUGCCUCCGGGUGGGAAGAAGUCAGUGGCUACGAUGAAAACCUGAACACCAUCCGUACUUACCAGGUGUGCAACGUCUUCGAACCCAACCAGAACAACUGGCUGCUCACCACCUUUAUCAACAGACGGGGUGCCCACCGCAUCUACACAGAGAUGCGCUUCACUGUGAGGGACUGCAGCAGCCUCCCAAACGUUCCGGGCUCCUGUAAGGAGACCUUCAACUUGUACUACUAUGAGACUGACUCUGUCAUUGCCACUAAGAAGUCAGCCUUCUGGUCUGAAGCCCCCUACCUCAAAGUCGACACCAUUGCUGCAGAUGAAAGCUUCUCCCAGGUGGAUUUUGGGGGAAGGUUGAUGAAGGUCAACACAGAAGUCAGGAGCUUUGGGCCUCUUACUAGGAAUGGUUUUUACCUUGCCUUCCAGGAUUAUGGAGCCUGUAUGUCUCUCCUUUCUGUCCGUGUCUUCUUCAAAAAGUGUCCCAGCAUUGUGCAAAAUUUUGCAGUGUUCCCGGAAACCAUGACAGGAGCAGAGAGCACGUCUCUGGUGAUUGCUCGGGGCACAUGCAUCCCUAAUGCAGAAGAAGUGGAUGUGCCCAUUAAACUCUACUGCAACGGGGAUGGAGAGUGGAUGGUGCCCAUUGGGCGCUGCACCUGUAAGCCUGGCUAUGAGCCGGAGAACAGCGUGGCCUGCAAGGCCUGUCCUGCGGGGACCUUCAAGGCCAGCCAGGAAGCUGAAGGCUGCUCCCACUGCCCCUCCAACAGCCGUUCCCCUUCAGAGGCGUCUCCCAUCUGCACCUGCCGGACUGGCUAUUACCGAGCAGACUUUGACCCCCCAGAAGUGGCGUGCACUAGUGUCCCAUCAGGCCCCCGAAAUGUCAUCUCCAUCGUCAAUGAGACAUCUAUCAUUCUGGAGUGGCACCCUCCAAGAGAGACUGGUGGGCGUGAUGACGUGACCUACAACAUCAUCUGCAAGAAGUGCCGAGCAGACCGCCGGAGCUGUUCCCGCUGCGAUGACAAUGUGGAGUUUGUACCCAGGCAGCUAGGCCUGACUGAGUGUCGUGUCUCUAUCAGCAGCCUGUGGGCCCACACCCCCUACACAUUUGAUAUCCAGGCCAUCAAUGGAGUCUCUAGCAAGAGUCCCUUCCCCCCACAGCACGUCUCAGUCAACAUCACCACAAACCAAGCUGCCCCCUCCACGGUUCCCAUCAUGCACCAGGUCAGUGCCACCAUGAGGAGCAUCACCUUGUCAUGGCCUCAGCCGGAGCAGCCCAAUGGCAUCAUCCUGGACUAUGAGAUCCGGUACUAUGAGAAGGAGCACAAUGAGUUCAACUCUUCCAUGGCCAGGAGCCAGACCAACACAGCCCGUAUUGACGGGCUCCGGCCCGGUAUGGUGUAUGUGGUCCAGGUGCGCGCCCGAACCGUGGCUGGCUAUGGCAAGUUCAGCGGCAAGAUGUGCUUCCAAACUCUGACAGAUGAGGAUUACAAGUCGGAGCUGAGGGAGCAGUUACCCCUGAUUGCUGGCUCUGCAGCAGCUGGGGUCGUAUUCGUUGUGUCUCUGGUGGCCAUCUCCAUCGUCUGCAGCAGGAAACGAGCUUACAGCAAAGAGGCUGUGUACAGCGAUAAGCUCCAGCACUAUAGCACAGGCAGAGGCUCUCCAGGGAUGAAGAUCUACAUUGACCCAUUCACUUAUGAGGACCCCAAUGAAGCUGUCCGGGAGUUUGCCAAGGAGAUUGAUGUGUCUUUUGUGAAGAUUGAAGAGGUCAUCGGAGCAGGGGAGUUUGGAGAGGUGUACAAGGGCCGUUUGAAACUGCCAGGCAAGAGGGAAAUCUACGUGGCCAUCAAGACCCUGAAGGCUGGGUACUCGGAGAAACAGCGUCGGGAUUUUCUGAGCGAGGCGAGCAUCAUGGGCCAGUUUGACCAUCCCAACAUCAUCCGCCUGGAGGGUGUGGUCACCAAGAGUCGGCCUGUCAUGAUCAUUACGGAGUUCAUGGAGAAUGGGGCUCUGGAUUCUUUCCUCAGGCAAAAUGAUGGACAGUUCACGGUGAUCCAGCUUGUGGGGAUGCUGAGAGGCAUUGCUGCCGGCAUGAAGUACCUCUCUGAGAUGAAUUAUGUGCACCGGGACCUGGCUGCUAGGAACAUUCUGGUCAACAGCAACCUGGUAUGCAAAGUGUCUGACUUCGGCCUCUCUCGCUACCUCCAGGAUGACACCUCAGACCCCACCUACACCAGCUCCUUGGGAGGGAAGAUCCCUGUGAGAUGGACAGCCCCAGAGGCCAUCGCCUACCGCAAGUUUACAUCAGCCAGCGAUGUCUGGAGCUACGGGAUUGUCAUGUGGGAAGUCAUGUCAUUCGGAGAGAGACCCUACUGGGAUAUGUCCAACCAAGAUGUCAUCAAUGCCAUUGAGCAGGACUACCGGCUGCCCCCUCCUAUGGACUGCCCAGCUGCCCUGCACCAGCUCAUGCUGGACUGUUGGCAGAAGGACCGCAAUAGCCGGCCCCGUUUUGCAGAGAUUGUCAACACCCUGGACAAGAUGAUCCGGAACCCAGCUAGUCUCAAGACUGUGGCAACCAUCACCGCUGUGCCUUCCCAGCCCCUGCUUGACCGCUCUAUCCCAGACUUCACUGCCUUUACCACCGUGGAUGACUGGCUGAGUGCCAUCAAAAUGGUCCAGUACAGGGACAGCUUCCUCAGCGCUGGCUUCACCUCCCUCCAGCUGGUCACUCAGAUGACAUCAGAAGACCUCCUGAGAAUAGGGGUCACCUUGGCAGGCCAUCAGAAGAAGAUUCUGAGCAGCAUCCAUUCUAUGAGGGUCCAGAUGAGUCAGUCACCAUCGGUAAUGGCAUGAGAACUCUUGUAUUCAUAAGGGGAGGAGAGGAAGGAAAAGGACCAGGGUCAAAGGAGAACCAGAGGUGGACUGCUGUGGAAUGUGCCAGAAAGACCAGCUUCUUAGCUGGGAAACAGCUUUCCAUCUGUGAAGAAUGAACUGGACCUGUUGCUCAUGGGUAACCGUCGUGUCUCAGCAACAGAAGCAUGUAGAUGCUGUGGGGAACCAAACAAGUAAUGAUAAAGAUAGAGAAAGGUGAUGUUUAACAGAAGUGAAGCCGAAACCAUAUGCAUUGGAAACCAAGGUGAACUCAGUUCCCACCCAAGGGGGACUGGAGUUACCUGUCUGCAGGAAGAAGGGAAGGAGGUGGAGAGAAGAGUCAGAAGCCUCGAGCUGUUCCAUCUUCUCCCUCACCUAUGACAUUCUUUUCUUUUCUCCUUUCGUAUUCCUCCCUGACAGUCCCUCCUCCCUCGCCCACGUCCAUUUCCCUUUGCUCAUGACUCGUGUAGGGAAGUUCCUUCAAAUAAAACCCAGCUCCUGAGUCUCCAGAUGUCGUUCUGUCAGUUGCCAAAGGACCUUGCUGACCACUACUGCAUGGGGAUCCAACCAAUUCAAUUAAUGUCUUCAUAUUGAAGAAGAGAUGUACCUUCAAUUGAAAACCUUGUUUUUCUUUUGUUUGCAUUUUCUGCAAAAAGGAAAAAAGAAACCACAAAUUGGAAAAAAAAUAAUAAUAGAAAAACCUGUUUCCGUGUGCAAGAGCACACGUAUGUGUGUCUGCGUUAUAAAAUGACUGUGCUUGUUCGUGACAGAUGCAAACAAGAAAAAAAGAAUUGGGAAAGUGUUUGGCCCUGGGAGAUCUCAAAGGGCUGGAAUAUGCUGUUGGCCUGGCUUUCUGCUCGGCUCUCUGGCUGCUUGGCUCAAUGGGAAGAGAAAAAAAGGGAGGGAACUCAAAUGAAAGGAAAAUUGAAAAAAAAAAAGUCUCUGAAGUGUUUGCAAAUUAAGACAGGAAACAGGUGAGUGGUUUGAAUUGGAUGCAGUGUGGGCCAUUCUAGAGUGAUGCUGACGGAAGAGGUAUUCUUGAUAAGAUCUGAAGAAAAGGAGAGGGAGAGGAUUUCUGGAGAAUGUUCUUCCACAUCCCUGGAACCGGCGAUUUUGGAGGCAGCAAGGAAGAACUCUUUCUUGCCUGGCCCAUGGACUGGCGGAAGCCACGUGGCAUCGAGGAAUGUCUCUGUCGUGUCCGUGUUUCUCUUUACAUUCCUUCUUGUACCUCAUUGUUCAUUGUUUGAUUCACUUUUGUAAAUUCCACCUAACAUUUGAAUAAUUUUAAUUUCUCCUUUUACCUUAAUCUCCUUGCUAAUUUUAUCUGUCUAAUUAAAAAGAGCAGAAGCAUGUCUGGGUUUACGUAA
Molecule: messenger RNA, 4740 nt
Organism: Meriones unguiculatus (Mongolian gerbil)
Lineage: Eukaryota; Metazoa; Chordata; Mammalia; Rodentia; Muridae
Gene: Ephb1
Product: EPH receptor B1
Exons: 16
Coding region: 401-3355 (984 amino acids)
Biological process (GO): cell surface receptor protein tyrosine kinase signaling pathway; protein phosphorylation; axon guidance
Cellular component (GO): plasma membrane; neuron projection
Molecular function (GO): ATP binding; protein binding; transmembrane-ephrin receptor activity
Source: RefSeq, a predicted model, not a curated record